Cololabis saira (Pacific saury) is the source of this 5186-nucleotide messenger RNA. It is a transcript of the gene ptk7b, whose product is annotated as protein tyrosine kinase 7b. Gene Ontology annotation, cellular component: axon; neuronal cell body; plasma membrane. The transcript is spliced from 20 exons. Bases 355 to 3561 code for a protein of 1068 amino acids. Gene Ontology annotation, biological process: protein phosphorylation; homophilic cell-cell adhesion; synapse organization. The record is from RefSeq and is a predicted model, not a curated record. Gene Ontology annotation, molecular function: protein kinase activity; ATP binding; axon guidance receptor activity. NCBI's taxonomy places the organism in Eukaryota, Metazoa, Chordata, Actinopteri, Beloniformes, Belonidae.
GAGUGAGUGGGAGGAAGCCAACUUGGAAACUAUCUCCCGUGGACGGCUGAGCGUGGACGGCUGAGCGGGACCAGCGUGCACACCGGAGGCGGCAUCACUCCCCCCGCCUGUGAGGAGUCUCUGUAUCCCGGGUCACACCCCGCCGUCCCCUCGCAGGACACCUGGAAGAAGUUUGGCUCCAAACUUUGUGCGCUUUGCUGCACCCCUGAGCCUGAGCCUGUUUCCCGGCCUGGUUCCCGAGGCGGCUCCUGCACGCUCCCACCCAGCCAGCCCUGGUUCAGGUGCGCAGCUCUGCGGCUCCAGCAGGGUCACCUGGACCCCAAACCAAACCCCCCCCCCGGAACCGGGACGGCCAUGGCCCCGCCGGCGGGCAGCGGGACCCGGAGGAGCAGCGCGCCGCGGGACGUGAUGCUGCUCGUCGGCUUGGUCUCCCUGCAAGUGCUGUCCAUCCAGGCCGCCAUCCAUUUUACCAGGGAGCCCAAGUCCCAGGAUGCACUGCACGGCCGCAGCGCCAUGCUGCGCUGCGAAGUCAGCGAUCCGGCCGAUGUCACGUACAGGUGGCUCCACAACGGCCAGGCCCUGGGGAACGACGACAGGCGCUUCCAGGAGGGCAGCAACCUCAAGUUCAUGGCCGUGGACCGGCAGCUGGAUGCAGGGAACUUCGAGUGUGUUGCAGAAAACGGGGUCACUGGGAAGGUGCUCCACUCCACCAACGCCUCCUUCAAUAUCAAGUGGUUAGAAAGCGGCAGCGUGACCUUGAAGGAGCCUGUUUCUGAGGGGGACAUUGAGAGCUCGGCGCCGGUGACAUUGCGCUGUCAUAUUGACGGACACCCACGACCGACGUGCCAGUGGUUCAAGGAUGGAGUGAAGCUGGCUGAGAAGAGCCAUCAGAUCAACGGCAAGGAGAGGACGCUGACCUUCGAGAGUGCCAGUCCAGAUGACAACGGACUUUACUACUGCUGCGCCAAAAACGCAGCCGGCCACGUCUGCAGCAACAGCAACUUCACCCUCAACAUUAUAGAUAAGAGCUUCCCGCGGCCGGUGGUGACUCCCGAGGACCAGGUGGUGUUGAAGAACGAGGAGGCCGUUUUCCACUGUCAGUUUACGGCGGAGCCCGAGCCCACGGUGGAGUGGUAUCACGAGAAUGAGCUGCUGGCAAACAAGACUCGGGUUGUCUUGUUGCCCAACGGCACAGUUCAGAUCACACAAGUCAAGCCCAGGAACACUGGAACCUACAAGUGCGUCGGCCGAGGCCUCAAAGGAUCCCAUGUUACGCUGGAGGCCUCGCUCCUCAUCGCCGAAAUAGAAGACAUGGUGCCCAAGAUGUCGAAGGUGUUCUCCGCCGACACCCUGCAGCGCGUGACCUGUAAACCCCCGCGGGGGAAGCCCAGCCCCGACGUGUGGUGGGAGAGAGAAGGUACGCAGGUCCCCACGGAGGGCAGGGUGCACCAGGACGGCCUGGAUCUGGUCUUCAGUCCCACAGAGGGCGGGGACUCGGGCACGUACACGUGCGUGGCCCAGAACAAGGCUGGACGGAGAACACAGGACUUCACGUUCACCAUAGCCACUGCCCCGGUGUGGGUGAGAAAGCCUCAGGACAGCAACUUAGAAGAGGGUAAACCCGGUUACCUCCACUGCCACGCUCAGGCUAACCCUCAGCCGGAGGUCACGUGGCUCCGCAACACCAACAUGAUCAAAGCCGAGGACUCCCGUUUUAAGAUGUUCCCCAACGGCACCCUGAAGAUCAACAACGUGGAGGUGUACGACGCUCACAUGUACAGCUGUGAAACCAAGACUGAGGGCGGGAAGCUGUUUGGCCACGCAAGAGUUACCGUGCUCGAGAGGCUGAAAUUCACGCCAACCCCCCAGCCUUCGCAGUGCCUGGAGCUGGAUAAAGAGAUCACGAUCCAGUGCUCCGCUAAGGGCCGAGAGAGCCCCACAAUCCGCUGGACCAAAGCAGAUGGAGGAGAGCUGCCGCCUCACGUGGAGCAGAGGAACGGCCAGCUGCACUUCACCAAAGUCACCCGCAGCGACGCCGGCAACUACACCUGCCUGGCUUCCAACAGCCUGCAGGGGGAGAUCACAGCCCUGGUGACGCUCACCGUGGCCGUGUACAUUCGUUUUAAGGUGGAGCCGGACAACACAACGGUGUAUCAGGGGCACACAGCCAUCCUGCACUGCCAGGCCAGCGGGGACCCCGAGCCUCACAUCCACUGGAUGGUCAAAGACAAGACGCUGGACAUCAGUAAGAGCCCCAGGUUCCAGAAGAUGGCGAACGGCUCCCUGAUCAUCUCCGACGUCACCACGGACGACACGGGCAGGUACACCUGUGUGGCGGGGAACAGCUGCAGCAUCAAGGACCGCGUGGCGCAGCUGUAUGUAGUGGCAGACAAACCAAUACACUUCCCUGAUGAAGAUGAAGACAGGGCUCCUUACAAGAUGAUCCAAACCAUCGGCCUGUCGGUGGGGGCGGCGGUCGCGUACAUCAUCAUCGUGCUGGGACUCAUGUUCUACUGCAAAAAGAGACGCAACGCCAAAAGAUUGCAGAAGGGCCAGGAUGGAGAGGAGCCGGAGAUGGAGUGUCUUAACGGAGGAGCUGUUCAACAGAAUGGGCACACCACAGCUGAGAUCCAGGAGGAGGUGGCGCUGACCAACAUGAGUACCAUCGCUACUACCGAGAAACGCCACAGCCACGUCAACAACGACAAACUCCACUUUCCCCGCUCAAACCUCCAGACCAUCACGACUUUAGGUAAAGGGGAGUUUGGUGAGGUGCUGCUGUCCAAAGCGAAGGCCAUUGUGGAGGGGGAAGAGGAGACGGUGGUGUUGGUGAAGAGUCUGCAGACCAGAGAUGAACAGCUCCAACAGGACUUCCGCCGCGAAGCUGAAAUGUUUGCCAAACUGAGCCACCCCAACGUGGUCCGCCUGCUGGGCCUGUGUCGGGAGGCAGAGCCGCACUACAUGAUCCUGGAGUACUACGACCUGGGAGAUCUGAAGCAGUUCCUGCGAAUUUCCAAAAGCAAAGAUGACAAAGUCAAGACUCAGCCUCUCAGCACCAAGACCAAAGUUUCCAUCUGUGCCCAGGUGGCUCGGGGCAUGGAGCACCUGUCCAAUCACCGCUUCGUUCACAAAGACCUGGCGGCUCGAAACUGUCUGAUCAACAGUCAGAGACAGGUCAAAGUGUCUUCACUCAGCCUCAGCAAGGAUGUCUACAACAGUAGUGAGUACUACCACUACAGACAGGCGUGGAUCCCGUUGCGCUGGCUUCCUACAGAGUCUGUGUUCGAGGAUGACUUCUCCACCAAGUCUGACGUGUGGGCCUUUGGAGUGUUGAUGUGGGAAGUAUUCAGUCACGGGGAAAUGCCGUACAGCAAGCUCAGCGACGACGAGGUCCUGGAUGGUCUGAAGACGGGGAAGCUGAAGCUGCCUGUUCCGGACGGAUGCCCCACCAAAAUCUACAAGCUCAUGGUCCGCUGCUGGGCGCUCGGCCUGAAGGAGCGCCCGUCCUUCACCGACAUCGUCCACGCCCUCGGAGAACUGCCCUCCGACAGCAAAGUCUGAGCUGAUGCCCCGCUGCAGAGAGGGGGACUCUAACCAACCCCCUUCCUCCAGAGUAAAGGCAGGAAUGAUGGAUUUAUCAGCCUCGCUCUUUUCAGGGAAGAGGGUUGAAGAAAAAAACACUUUUUUUUAUAUAUGCAUUUCAACAUUUUUGAGUGUGGAUUAGACUUCUUUUGCUGUAUCAGAGGAGACACACUCACAAGUGUGUGAGCGGCUUGGUGUGAGCAGCCCUGGGACUUUGGCCUUAACUGCAGCAUGGAUGACCCUGCCCUCCCAGACGGUGUGUGCAGGUCCAGCGUGACCCCGCCUGUGACCCCGCCUGUCUGCAGCUGCUCUGUCUCAGAGACGUCUUGUUCCACCGAGCCUCACAGCCUCAGUGCCUCUACCCCUUCACACAUCGUAACGGUCAACUGCUCUGUAGGGAUGAUGGACACGGUAUUCUCCCCUGCUCUGGUCAAUGGAGAACGCAGAUGAAAUGCAGGUUCUCUUGUUUCGUCUAAAAAAAAAAUUGAGAGGAAUGUGGGAUGCCUUUCAAAUCCCCCCCGUUAGUGUGUUAUGUGAGAUAAUUUUAACUGGUUUGCUUCAGUUUAAAGUUUUGGUCAGCUUCAUUGUUCUGCCAUCCCACACCAUGUAGUGACACGCGUCCACCACCAUCCCUCUUAAACUCUCCUCCUGCUACUAUAUACAAUCAACGAAGUGGAACGGGUUCUGCAUGAAGGUUUGUCUUCUGUUACGCUUGUGAUGUGAAACUCAAGGACACUAGUCCAUGUUACAGCCACUCUCCAAGAACAACGACCAAGAUCAAGUUUUCUAGCUGCAGCUUAUCAUGAACAAAUGAGACUGUGCCUGUCUGGACUUUAUACGUUUUUAUAUCUACUUUUUAUUCUCUGCAACAACUUUGAGGUGCAUUUUUCUCCAUCAUUGGGAUCAGCCAUCGUAUUAACAUAUCCUAUGCCGUCUUAACUCGACGGGAUUCAGCCUAUCGCCAGGUUUAGACCUGCAGUGUAAUAUCCUCAGAGGUCCAAUCACAGUUUCUCUCCUGGUCCAGAUGUUUUGUGCUCUGUUGCAGUGUGGACCAGCGUAUCAGGCAAUGUGUACAUAAUGUAGAAGCCAUGCACUAACUUCACUUCAAGGAAUAUCUUCUUUUUUUAACAUUUUGUGUAGAAGGACACACAGGUGCCUGUUUAUUUAUGAUGAAGGUCCUGUCUUUUUUUUUGUUAUUUUCCUCAAAGUUAUGUUUAUACUAGAAAAAAGGUACUUCUGUGAGGUAGUUAUGCUGUGUAUUUGUUCUUACGGUCCAUUUCAGUGUGCAUUCAGUCUGGUAGCCAGCUGAACAUGUAAUCACUAAGUAAAAAAGAGGUCAAAAGAGUGACUCCGGGUCACCGAUACUCAUUUAAGUGCCUGGUAAAUGAAGGAUUAUCAAAAUGUUUUCCCUUUUUUUACGUUAUCUAAUCAAAUACAAUGGCCUUUGUUGAUGAGCUUGUUUUUUUUAUAUUUUUUUUGUCAGUGUUUUUUUUAAGAAUGCUAGGCACUCACCUUUUUAAAAUCUGCUUCAGCAAAUGUUCACAGUAAUCACAUAUAUUCAGAAGUAUACAUGCUGCUGUCAAUAAAGGUCCACAGUGUUUUCA